Messenger RNA from Arabidopsis arenosa, 4016 nucleotides. Lineage: Eukaryota; Viridiplantae; Streptophyta; Magnoliopsida; Brassicales; Brassicaceae. The record is from the annotation of a GenBank genome assembly.
CAAAGAUAGACAAAACAAUAAAAACUAAGCCCAAAAGCAAAAGCUUUGUCUGAUUUGUGUCCCUCUCUAAUGGAAACUUGUUGAAAACACAAAAACCCCAACUCAGAGCUGACAAACAAACAACACAGAGCUCCGUCAUGAAUUUCCCUCGUCCACCGCCCGUCCCCGGCUUAAUCCGCCGGCCGGUAGGUCCCUCACCACCACCUCCAUCUCCAGAUCCACCUCAAUUACUCUCUCAAUCAAAUCAUCCCCUCCCUUCUUCUUCAACCGGAGUCGUCGUCGUAGGCUUCCUCUCACGAAGACCAGACGAUUCAUCACACCUUAUUAACCAAGUUCUUGACAACAACGUCUUCGGUUCUGGAAAAUUGAACAAGAUCCUUACCGUUGAUAAACCGGAUUUUCAAGAUUGGUUUAGGUUCCGGAAGAUUUGUUAUUACCACGAAGAGGAUAAAGGAAUCGUCUUUGUGCAAUUCUCACCUACCCUUUGCCCUGCUUUAUCGAGUUCUGACUCGGGUUUUGAUUCUGUUUUGGAGGAACGAGAGUUUGGUGAUCUUCAGGGUUUGCUAUUUAUGUUCUCUGUUUGCCAUGUUAUCAUAAACAUUCAGGAGGGGUCGCGAUUUGAUACUCGGCUUUUGAAGAAAUUUCGGGUCUUGCAAGCUUCGAAACAAGCUUUAGCUCCAUUUGUUAGGUCUCAAACAGUUUUACCUUUGACAUCAAGACUUCAUUCAUCGUCAAAUAAUUUUUCACAAGUACACUCAGCUUCGUCGAGAGGUGGGGGGAUUGUAAGUCGGGGUGGUUCGUCUGUGUCUCUCAAGUCUGGUGGAGGCUCCUACACUUCUCUGUUCCCUGGACAGUGUAAUCCUGUCACAUUAUUCGUGUUUUUGGAUGAUUUCUCAGAUAUGUUGAAGUCCAGUUCUAGUGUAGAGGAUUCAACAACCACUUCAUCUGCUAAUGAUCAGUCUGUGAACACAGGAAAGCUUACUAGGUCGGAGUUACCAACGAAAAAUUCUGGUUCUGUAGUUGUUUUAUCUCGCCCAGGAAGUAAAUCUGAAGGGGGGUUGAGGAAAAAAUUACAAUCAUCUCUCGAAGCACAAGUUAGGUUUUUGAUCAAGAAAUGCAGAACGCUCACAGGUUCGGAUAACAAUCAUGUUGGUUCAAGAAGUGGGAGCAUUUCGAGUUAUGCACCGUUAUUUUCGCUGGAUGCAUCAAAGGCUGUUAUUCUCUUAGACCGAUCAAAUAAGAAAGGAGAGGCUUUGGAGUUUGCCUCUUCUCUUGUUGAUGAUGUUUUAAAUGGAAAGGCUAAUUCAGACUCUCUGUUGCUUGAAAACAAUUGCCAGAUGUCUACCAAAGAAGAUGUGCUAUGUGUGAAAGAGUUCAUCUACAGGUGCUCUGAUAUUUUAAGAGGUAAAGGAGGAUUGGCUGCUAAUUCAGGUAGUGCUGGCGUCGGAAUGGUCGCAGUUGCAGCAGCAACAGCAGCUGCCUCAACUGGAUCCAGAAAAACGUAUAGUGCACCACAGCUGCCACAAUUGGAUGAAUGGCUCUCUUGCAGUCAUCAAAUUUUAGAUGGAAUUAUAACUGCGAAAAUUGUGUCUACUAAUGAAAUCGACCUACGCAAGAAGAAAUCUCGUGAAAGAAACAUGUCCCCUGUGAAAGAUGAAGCAAGGUCAUCUAAGGGCCCAGAAACUUUGGAUAUUGCUGUCUCUUUGUUAGGAAGUGGAAAAGGUCUGAAUUUGAAGUUUUCAUCCUUAUGGUGUGAAAGAGCCUUUCCGGCUGCUAAAGACGUGUAUUUAAAAGAUCUCCCCUCCUGUUAUCCUACUUUAGUGCAUGAAGCACACCUACAAAAGGCUUUAUAUACUUUCCGCUCAAUGGUCAGAGGACCCUCAGUGCAGAUUUUCACAAAGAGGUUACAGGAUGAGUGCAUAUCCAUAUGGGAAUCCGGGAGGCAGCUUUGUGAUGCUACCAGUUUAAACCGUGGUUAUGUUUUUCUUCACGCAUGUGCUUGUGGCCGAUCACGGAAAUUACGUUGUGAUCCUUUUGAUUUUGACUCGGCAAAUAUUUCUUUUAACUGCUUUCCAGAUUGUGACAAACUUCUUCCUAGUGUUAAGCUUCCUGAAAUAGCUCAUGCAGGGCCUAUAAUAUCAUCUUCAUGGAGUCUAGUUCGAGUUGGUGGUUCGAGAUACUAUGAACCCUCAAAAGGUUUACUUCAAAGUGGGUUUUCUGCAAUCCAGAAGUUCCUUUUAAAAUUGAUACUCUCUUCGCAGAAAGAUGAUGCUCCAAAUGAUUUGCUGGUUGGGGAAUCGGAGAAAGCUUGUAUAUCUAGGGCAAAUGUAACUAUGGCUAAGACAAUCAGAACUAACAUUGAUUCUGCACCGGUUACCUUGGCCACAGUGACACGUGGAGAAUCUGUUGGUAAUGGUAGUAUUGGUGACAAGAAAAUUAGUUUUGGUAGAGGUCUUCCCAAUUUACUAAUGAGAAAGCCUUUCUCCGAGGUUGUUGCUGGAUCAAAGAGUACAGAUUUGUUAUUUCCUCCCCUUCAACCGAGCAGGCACCCUCCUCCGGCCUUAGAAAAGGUUGUCAAGCAAAAGGUUUGGAAUGGUCUGAGUGAAGAGAGCGUUCAGGAUGCUUGUAAUCAAGAAUGUCAAGAGUUUAAGGACAUUUCUCGUGAUCAGGAAACCUUAGGCAUGUCUAGAGGCAUAUCUGCGACAGGCAAUGACCUUCCGUUGCAAAAUGGUAGUAAUCCUGUGCCAGUAAACUUGAAAGUUGCUGAGAAGGUUACGUCAAGCCCCGUGCAGAAACCUCUGACUGCUUACAUAGGGUUUGAGCACGAGUGCCCCAGUGGUCAUCGCUUUUUAUUGAAUACAGAGCAUCUUGCUAAGCUUGGCCCUUCAUACUCUGUCCCUGAAGAAUAUUUUGAUCCUAAUUCUGCAGAAAGUUCAAAAUUUAAGACUGAACCUUCAAAGCUGGAGAAAAAUAUUGUUUAUGGUAAAGGACGCCGAAAGACAAAUAGGAUGGCUUCUGGAGUGAAUAGGAUGAAAAACAUGGACAGGUCAAACCAAGUGGUCUCAAAAGAUAAUAUUUUUCCUGGAAAAAAAGGGAAUAGAAAUUCAGCUGAUAGUGAACCCAUCAAUCAACAUAUACAUAACCUUGGGGCCAAUAACCAAGAUAAUAACGCUGAAGACUUUGGGGUAGCUUUUUCUAUGCUGAAUAGAAACUUGCCGAUAUUUAUGAAUUGUCCACAUUGCUCAGCUGCUUCUGGAAAGAAAGAUUCUUCAGAUAUCAAGUAUGCGGGUACAAUAUCGCAGCUUCAAAGGAUCUUUCUGGUUACGCCUCAGUUUCCAGUAGUGUUGGCAACUUGUCCAGUGAUAAAGUUUGAGGAGUCAUGUCUACCUCUCUCCAUCACUGACCGUGAACAGAAGUUGCAGUUUAGCCUUGGAUGUCCAGUGAUUUUACCACCUGAUAGUUUUCUCUCUCUAAGAUUGCCAUUUGUGUACGGUGUGCAACUUGAAGAUGGAACACAACUUCCUCUUAUGCCGUCUGCACAAGAACCUGAGAAAACUGCCUGGAUUGUCAAGGGCACGGUGCUUCAGUUUCUAACAAAAGAGAACGAUCUCGGUGAAAAACUCCAGACGUGAUGUGAAUUUGUCUACGCCUUUCAAAUUAUCAUCACAGCGAUGCUUCUCCCAUGCUGUGCACCGAGCAUGCUCCUCUGAACCAGAAACUCUCGUUGCCUAUAAGAUGCUUUUGAAGUCGGGUUUAAAAAGUUGAAGCAUAGAGUGAACAGAUAGGUGAUAAGGGUCACUAGCCACGUUUCAGAUAGCUUGGAGAGCAGAGGAGACAGUGCAAACCUCAGCCAUGAUUGCUGAAACAAGUUUCUGAGAUUGGGACAUCUCAGCCAGAUCUGAUGACUGUUUAAUCCAGAGAAAUGUGCUUUUGAAGUUUCCUAUCUUCUGUGUGAACAAAGCUGUUUUCAUAGAAAGACAGUCAUCUUCUUAUUUAAAGAAAUUUCUUUUUCUGGU